Molecule: messenger RNA, 798 nt
Organism: Phytophthora sojae
Lineage: Eukaryota; Oomycota; Peronosporomycetes; Peronosporales; Peronosporaceae
Exons: 2
Molecular function (GO): protein binding
Source: RefSeq, a predicted model, not a curated record
GCUGCGGAAGGUGGGCACCUCGAAGUACUCAGGUGGUUUCAAGCGAAUCGUAUUCAAAAGUGCGGGCCUAGUGCUAUGGAUGUUGCUGCUGCUGAAGGCCACCUCGAUGUGGUCAAGUGGCUGCACCAGAAUCGCUCAGAGGGCUGCACAGGGGACGCCAUUCGAGAAGCAGCAGCGAAUGGCCACCUGGAGGUGGUCAAGUGGCUCCAUCAGAACCGCUCCGAGGGCAGCACGAAGGACGCAAUGAAGAAUGCAGAGCUUCGUUGCCGCCUGGAGGUGGUAAAGUGGCUGUACGCUAAUUGCUCUGAGAGAUGCUCGGAAGACGCGAUGUGCUUGGCAGCUGAGGAAGGUCAGCUCCGAAUGGUCCAGUGGUUGUAUGUGAACAUGCUGGAGAUUUGGACGUCCGAUGCGAUUGAUAGGGCACUGCGCGGCGGCCAUCUCAACGUACUCAAGUGGCUUCAAGAAAAUUGCAGACAGGAAGGCAACGCUCGUACUAUAGACACUGCUGCGAGCGGAGGCCGCCUGGAUGUCAUGAAGUGGUUGCAUCAUAACCGGCCGAAUGAUUGCACGAAGGACGCCAUUGAUAAAGCUGCGGCUUCUGGUCACCUGGCCGUGGUGAAGUGGCUGCAUUCCAACCGUUCCGAGGGGUGCUCGGACCAAGCGAUGAUCCUGGCAGCUGAGAAUGGGCAUCUGGAGACUGUCAAGUGGCUGUAUAAAAACAUUCCGGAGUCUUGCACUGUCGUGGCAAUCGAUAGAGCUGUGGAGUGUGAGCAAUUCCACGUGGCGUGCUGGCUGCAG